GAAAAGGGUUUAUUGCACCUUACAACUCCCUGGUCAGAAUCCAUCACUGAGGGAAGCCAGGGAAAGAACUCAAGGGAAAAGACAGGAAUCUAGAGGUAGGAAUGGAAGCUGAGACCAUGGAACACUGUUUAUAAGCUUGCUCUCCUAACCUGGGCUCAGCCUGUUUUGCUAUACAACUCAGGACCACCUGCCCAGGGGUGGAACCACUCACAGUGGACUGGGCCCUCCCACAUCACUCAAUAAUCAAGAAAAGUCUCACAAACAUUCUGAUAGGCCAAUCUGAUAGAAGAAAUUCCCCAAAUGAGAUUCUCUCUUUCCUUAUAUGUCAGGUUGACAACCAGGACACAAAGUCAUCCAUUUAUACACAGUUAACCAAAGCGUCUGAGACAGGAGGGUCAGAAAAGAGUCUUCACAACAGGCAGAAGUGGGACUUUAGGCCCACUGAGUUACCGUUAGCAACAGUCACAGCUGCUCUGACCUUGGCCGUGGCUCCAAUAUGUAGUCCGGGAAGAUGUUCCUUUGGCCUGGGGCCAGGACACUCUCCUCCAAGCCAUCCUCCACCCCCGCCAGGUGCUGCCAGGUCUUCCUCUGAAAUUGAUGUGGAAGUCUCCACAAUCCUUCAACAUUUGCAUUUUGCAUGCUUGAAAAACUAGCACCAUGCAGAUGAUGCCGAAGUCCACCCCGAGCUGUAGUGGUAGCUAGAUCCCCUUACACCAUGACUGAAGUGGCCUCUGGGUGCUGAGCAGCUGAGCAAGGUGAAAUGAAUCCUGUGGAGAAAACUUCCCAGGUGGCUCAAGGUAAUGUUUGGUCUAAUAUGGUAGACUGGUUCACAGAUAAGAGAGUAAAGUUUGCAAAUCUGCUAUUCUCUUUGGUCAGUGAUUUAAGGUUUCAUUGCAGAACAAAAUGGGAGACGCUGAAGCAGGCAAGAAGAUCUUUGUUCAGAAAUGUGCUCAGUGCCACACAGUGGAGAAAGGUGGAAAGCACAAGACGGGUCCAAAUCUCUGGGGCCUCUUUGGCCGAAAGACAGGACAAGUGCCAGGAUUUUCUUACACGGAUGCAAACAAAAACAAAGGUAUUGUCUGGACAGAAGAAACUUUGAUGGAAUAUUUGGAGAACCCGAAGAAAUAUAUCCCUGGAACUAAAAUGAUCUUUGCUGGUAUUAAAAAGAAGAGUGAGAGAGAAGAUCUUGUUCAGUAUUUGAAAGAGGCAACAUCUUCAUGAA
Messenger RNA from Nannospalax galili (Upper Galilee mountains blind mole rat), 1222 nucleotides. Its product is annotated as cytochrome c, testis-specific. Gene Ontology annotation, molecular function: heme binding; electron transfer activity. The coding region runs from base 904 to 1221 and encodes 105 amino acids. Gene Ontology annotation, biological process: mitochondrial electron transport, ubiquinol to cytochrome c; mitochondrial electron transport, cytochrome c to oxygen. The transcript has 5 exons. NCBI's taxonomy places the organism in Eukaryota, Metazoa, Chordata, Mammalia, Rodentia, Spalacidae. The record is from RefSeq and is a predicted model, not a curated record. Gene Ontology annotation, cellular component: mitochondrial intermembrane space.